AUGUCUAACGUUGCUAAAAUCAAAAUCGCAGAAGUGUUUGACAAACCUAAGCAUUUUUUACUGAAAAGUGAAGUCCAUUCUGAUCCAGAAGAUUUUGUUGAUUCGGACUCAGAAGACGAUGAUGUUGAUAUUCGUUUCUACGUAAGAAGAAAUGAAACUAUCAAAGAAAGGUUCGAUGAGCCAUUCCUAGAAAAUCCAGAUCCGGACUUUAUGAUGCCAUCCUGUGUCCGAGAAAUCCUGCGGUCUGAAGGAUUGUCAAGCCAAGUCAUUGACAAGGCGAUUUGGGUAGGGGAGAAACGUCAUCGUCUUGCCAUGCAUCUUACAGUGCAGCAGGAAAAGAAAUGCCAGCGUUCGAAUGAUGGACGGAAGAACGGAAAGAAAUCAGUGAACUCUCUACAACUGCCUCAGCUUGACGCGUGUGAUGGCUCCCAUCUCCUGAGCUCGUCCGACCAUUCCCUCAUUUGUCAGGACUGUCGUGACGUUUCGGCACGCCAGAGGCGGCGACACGAGAGGGCGCGACCUUGGCAAGACGUUUCCCCUUGCCGCACAGACAUGUCGGAUGCCGAAAAUUCUUCUAAGUCAAAAGAGCUAAAGUUUGAGAAGGUAACAUUUUGUCUCACGGAGGCAGAGACAGCACAAUGGAUGUCGGCCCAGCAAAUAGAGCGCAGCUUGGUUGGAAGCGCAUUCGAACCUCCUCGUCUGGUGCUUGUGUCAUCAAAGAUGUCCAAAUGCCAAUACCUACCGAAGGUGCUCUUAGAGGAUCAGACUAUCCUACAUAUUAUAUAUGAUUUUGACACGUGGUCUUUUUGUGAUAUCAUAAACGCGGUGGAGAAGAAAUUGUCCAGUGUGAAGCCAGGCUGUAGGGCUAAAUCGAUACUCAUACUAUGUCAGGGUGGACCGGGUUACUUGUAUAUACUUCGUAAAUUCGUCAUUACGCCUCAGAAACUGAAAAAGGAAUCGUACAAGGGCGUGAGAGAGUUUUGGAAGGACUUAAGCAGUAUGGUUAGUAAGAUUAACCCAGAGGAGUCCAAACUCCAUAUUUGUGGAUGUGACUUGACAAGCGGACCCCAAGGAUAUGAGGUAAUGAAUAUACUUCAACGGCUGAUUCACCAUAACAUGGUUUACAUUGAAAACGCUGUCAGCAACACACAGGAAGACCAUGACAUAGUAACGCUUUACUUUAAUAAAAAGCGAUAUGAUCUAUGGCGGUCGAAACAAGACGACAGCGAUGACGAAAUCGACUUCGAUGUACUAGACGAUAAAAACGACGAGACUGAAAGUGUGGUGAGAACGUGGUCGUCUCUGGCUGCAGAAGCCAAUGACUCGGAUCAAGGAUGA
Molecule: messenger RNA, 1338 nt
Organism: Ylistrum balloti
Lineage: Eukaryota; Metazoa; Mollusca; Bivalvia; Pectinida; Pectinidae
Product: NMDA receptor synaptonuclear signaling and neuronal migration factor-like
Exons: 10
Coding region: 1-1338 (445 amino acids)
Biological process (GO): regulation of neuronal synaptic plasticity; regulation of neuron migration
Cellular component (GO): cytoplasm; nucleus
Source: RefSeq, a predicted model, not a curated record